AUGAAAUUUCCCUGGUCCCACACGACUGUUGUUGAUGUGAUUAAAAAUGAUCACAAAGUCGAAGAAAAGUGUCACAAAGUCACGAAGGAUAUUAUUGCUGGAAAGUUGGAUAUUUCCGAGUUUGUGCAAGAGCUUGGACCGGCAUUGACUCAUGCUGAGGUUGAGGUUCGCGCAAAGGGAACGUCUAUGUUGUCGAACGUACUCAAAGAUCUUCCCCUAGAUUGUCUAAACGAAGAACAAGUGCAACUACUAUGUACGUUCUUCAUAGAUCGCUCGCAAGAUCAUAGUCCCGUCAUUCCAACGGUUCUAGCAGGGAUUGCGGCAUUGACCCGAAUGACUCAUUUGCCCGACGGAACAGCUGUCCGUUUGUUUCGAGCUCUUUUCGAACGCAUUCCUUGUGCGAGUCAGAAAAAGCCUGAACGAACUCUAUAUUAUCACACGAUUAUAACUCUCUCAGAGCGUAAGCCGGUCGAGCUGAAGGAAUGGGGUGCAGACUUUGUUUACGGUGUGAUUGGUGCCAUUGAAGGCGAACGCGAUCCACGGAACUUAUUGUAUCUCUUUGAGAACAUGCCAACAUUCAUCCGUUCCUACCCGAUGUUCCAUCUAGCAGAAGAAAUGUUUGAAACGUUUGCUUGCUAUUUUCCAAUAGAUUUCCAUCCGAAUCCAAAUGAUCCCGUUAUAAUAACGAGAGAUGUUCUUGCGGAAAACCUUGCAGAUUGUCUUUGUGCUACAGCGGAAAUGGCACAAUUCGCGGUUCCGUUGUUAUUGGAGAAACUGGACAGCAGCCUUAACAUUGCUAAGCUCGACUCACUGGGUUUGCUUGGGCGGUGUUUAAAUCUGUUGGAUGUGAAACAAAUGGAGGAACAUCAUGCUGAGCUAUGGAAUGCUUUGAAAAAAGAACUUAUGCCUAUCGGUGCGACGUCUGGAACAGAAAAGUUGUUACAGGAAGCUGUUUUUACGUCAAUACAGGGGCUGGUGAAGAAUGCCUCUACAGAUGAACCUUCCGCCAAAACUCUGCUGGAUCACGUUUUGCUCGGCGUCAUGGGAAGCCUAACAGACGCGACCUCGAAACAAUUUGAAACUAGCCUUUGCGUAGAGCUUAGCUGCGCUAAAGCAAGUGAAUAUGGCACCAUGUACGUGAUAGGAAAGGUUGUACCGAUGCUUCUUGCUCAACUAAAUGUAGACGGUCAUGUUGAAGCACGCGUUGGAAACAUUCUGGUGGAUGCGAUGCACCGUCUUAUCUCGGUGUGCGCCGUUUGGGGCUGUAUUGCAAAACUCGAUGAUUCUCUUGUUGGUCAGGUGCAGAAGAAAUUUAUUGAAAUACUUCUGCAGGAAGCGGACGCAAGCGAUCAGAAGCGUUCCGCGCUCAAAGCCCUUGCAGCAGUGCCAGAGAUGGUUACCAGCGAUAACCGAUACGUAGUGUAUAGUACAAUUGUGAAGAUUCUGCUCAGUGCCGCGGAUAACCCAUCAAAUACAGUCGAUGCCGUAGAACAGUGCUUGUUUUCGUUUGCUAUCCGUUACCAGCAGGAGAUGAAAACAGUCGUACUAGAAAAAUUGAUAACGCAUGAUUACGCUUCGUGUGAACAAUCGCAUACGGUGCUGGUGUUCAAAUCGAUGGGUAAAUUGGUUCAAUACCAUGGUUACACGGACAAGAUGGUGGAUUUUUUCCUUUCAAAAAUAUUUAAGCUAGAAAACGAACGAUUAGCCAUCGUUGCCAUGGAUACGCUGACGGACGUCGUGGAGAACUCCAAUUGGCGCGAACUCGCCAAGGGUGAACUGUACGUACAGCAUAAGCUGAUCGACCGGUUCUUCGAGAGUGUUGGAGAUCAGCUCAGUUCAGAAUAUUUACAUAGUAUGACCCACCUCAUAGCCACUAUCGUUAGGCAGCUUCCGGUUGAUGAGCAGAAGGACUUGAUCCUAAAACGAUUGCCUGCGUUACAGCUGCAAAAACGCACAGAUUUGUACUUAGCUGCAGGGUUACUCGGUUACCUCGACCACACCGUACCACUCAUGGAUCAUUUCGAGAAUCUUGUCAAUGAGCUCACCAAGCUUGCCCUCGAAUCGGAUGACGAACGGGUACGGGAGAUUUGCAAUCGCCUGCUUUGCAGUUUGUUCAACCGAAUGCCAGAAGAUGAACAUCAUCGUGGUGUGUUGAAGCGGCUUCUUAAAAUGCUUAAGGAGGAGAUGAAGAAACACAACCACCAGGCAGUGGUCGUUCUCAGUUGGAUCGGAAAAGGGCUAAUAGCACGUGGCCACAAGGAAGCGGGCGAAGUCGUGGAUGACAUCGCUGAGCUGCUCGAUCAUCCCACGUUAGGCCAUUUGGCUGCAUUGGCAUUCGAGAUCUUGUCGGUCGAGUUUCCCCAGCUUCACCUACAGCUGGUGCAGAGUUUGUUUAAGCAAAAGUUGUUUGUGUGGUUGAUGAAAAAGCUGGAAAAUAAGCUGGAAAACUUUGCAGAAACUCAUCUGAAAGCGUUGGCUCUGGUAUUUGUAGCCACCCCACAUGCGGUAUUAAAGAUGAAUCUAUCUAAAAUUGGUCCGGUUUUGCUGAAAUGUCUCUUUCAAGAAGAUAACCGAACGGUACUGGAAGCGUUAACCAUCGUGUUACGCUUCACCCGUGACCAGGAGCCAUUCAUACAGGAUCAUUUGCAAACAUUAAUACCGAUUCUUCUGAAAUUAUCCGUUCGCCAGUCUUCCAUGAAAAUACGCAUCGGAGCACUCGAAUGCAUGCUUUACAUAUGCAAAUUUCCUACCUUUUUGCUGCUUCCAUACAAAAAAAACACGCUAGUGGAACUGCAAAAGGCUCUGGACGACAGGAAACGCUUGGUGCGUAACGCAGCAGUUGCCGCUCGUCUUCAGUGGUUUGUCGUUGGUACAACCGAAGAGGCAAAGAACGACAAGUAAAGGUGUACCACCAGUACCAUGUAAUAUCUAGACUAUUGAAUUAUCGAUUUCAUUUCAAUACGAAUUCGUCUAGACGUUUUGUUCAAUGUUGAUUUUGUCAAUAUCGUUCGAAGAAAUGUACAAGAUUUAUUCCCUUUUUUGCUUUCUCUAAUAA
Molecule: messenger RNA, 3055 nt
Organism: Anopheles nili
Lineage: Eukaryota; Metazoa; Arthropoda; Insecta; Diptera; Culicidae
Gene: Mms19
Product: MMS19 nucleotide excision repair protein
Exons: 3
Coding region: 1-2901 (966 amino acids)
Biological process (GO): iron-sulfur cluster assembly
Cellular component (GO): cytosolic [4Fe-4S] assembly targeting complex
Source: RefSeq, a predicted model, not a curated record